AUGCCUCCGAAGAAACAUGAAAAUGCUCAUCCACCCACUCAACCACCAACUACCACCUAUCUCCAGGUGUUGCUGUCAUUCGAAGACGUGGCUGUGGACCUCACCCAGGAGGAAUGGCAGCACAUGAACAAUGCUCAGAAAACUCUGUACAAGGAUGUGAUGCUUGAAACCUAUAUCAAUCUGCUGUUCUUGGGGUUCUACAUUGCAAAGCCUGAUGUGAUCUUCAAGUUGGAGCAAGAAUCAGUGCAUCGGAUAGGGGAAAACUCUGUAAACCAGGGUGUUCCAGAGCCCUACAAAAAGAAUGAGCUGCUUGAAGCUAAUCGGGAAAGUCAAGAAGGAAUCUUCAGGCAAGUUGUAAUCACAAAAAUUGUGUAA
Messenger RNA from Ochotona princeps (American pika), 375 nucleotides. RefSeq names its product zinc finger protein 334-like. The record is from RefSeq and is a predicted model, not a curated record. NCBI's taxonomy places the organism in Eukaryota, Metazoa, Chordata, Mammalia, Lagomorpha, Ochotonidae. The transcript has 4 exons. Bases 1 to 375 code for a protein of 124 amino acids. Gene Ontology annotation, biological process: regulation of DNA-templated transcription.